This is a messenger RNA of Limulus polyphemus (Atlantic horseshoe crab), 3300 nucleotides long. Its product is annotated as 1-phosphatidylinositol 4,5-bisphosphate phosphodiesterase eta-2-like. The transcript has 20 exons. Gene Ontology annotation, biological process: lipid metabolic process; phosphatidylinositol-mediated signaling. The record is from RefSeq and is a predicted model, not a curated record. NCBI's taxonomy places the organism in Eukaryota, Metazoa, Arthropoda, Merostomata, Xiphosura, Limulidae. Gene Ontology annotation, molecular function: phosphatidylinositol-4,5-bisphosphate phospholipase C activity. The coding region runs from base 1 to 2016 and encodes 671 amino acids.
AUGUCAUACUUAGUGUUUGAAGUCACACCUAGGAGAAUUAAGGGAGGGGACACUAUGUUAGUCUUUAGAACAUCAUAUGAUUGUAAAGUAAAAUUGUCUUUAACAUACUUCUGGCAUCUUUGGGUAGUGUUGAGAUCAUGUGCUUUCAACCUGACAACUAAAGAGGAUAGUGCUAUCAGAUUUGAACAGUCUUCAGCUGGUGCACUUGACAAGAAUGCAGCUCAGUUUCAUCAUAAUAAAAUUCAAGAAGAAGAUGCUUUGGAUCCAGAGGAAUUUGUUCGAUUCUAUCACAGCAUACAUAAACGUACAGAAGUGGAACGGUUAUUUAAACAAUACUCUACUAAAAAUGCUAGCAUUAUGGAACCCGAAGAACUUUAUAUAUUUCUCAAAGAGCAACAGAAAAUGAGCCAAGUCACUUUGUCUUAUUGUAGAAGAAUUAUAGAGAUGUGUGAAGGUGAUCAAGAAACUGAAAAAGGAUAUCUAUCAGUUACAGGUUUUCAAGAAUUGCUUCUUUCUGAGGAUUGCGACAUAUUUAACAAGGAUCAUCAUACAGUGUAUCAAGAUAUGACACAACCUCUCUCCCAUUAUUACGUUGCCUCUUCACACAACACAUACUUAAUGCAAGGCCAGUUGAUUGGGGAAAGCAGUGUGGAAGGAUAUAUUCUUGCUUUAAAACGUGGAUGUCGUUGUCUAGAAUUGGAUGUCUGGAAUGGACCUAGUGAAGAGCCAAUCAUAUAUCAUGGCCGCACCUUCACUUCUAAGAUUUUACUGUCUGAUGUACUGGAAGCCAUAAAGAAAUAUGCUUUUGUAGCCUCUAGGUAUCCCGUUAUCUUGUCUCUAGAAAAUCAUUGUGGAGUAACGCAGCAACUCAGAAUGGCUGAACACUUUGUGAACAUCUUUGGAGACAUGCUUCACACCACACCAGCAAGCGAAGAUGAAGUAGAUCUUCCUUCACCUGAGAAACUGAUAGGAAAAAUUUUGUUGAAGGGUAAGAAGCUGUCGGAGGGUAGCAUAAGUGGAGAAGAAGAGCUUCUGGAAGAAGAAGAAGAAGGAGAGAACCAGUGGGAAUCAAAAUUCAGAGAUAAUUCAACCCUGCUUGCUUUCCUGCUACAUACUUUCUUAGGGUUUAAUUCGCCAUCCAGAGUUGAAAUUGAUGUUUUGGAAUUUCACUUAAGUUUUGAAAGGUGGAUUGCAACUCAGUACCGUAAAUUGACAAAAGAAGUCUCUGAACUUGUCAACUAUGUAAAAGCUGUAAGAUUUCAAGGGUUUGAAAAUGCAUCUGAAUGGAAAUUUUAUGAAAUGUCUUCAUUCCGAGAAACAAAGGCAGCAUCUUUGAUUGAGACGCAAGCAAGCAGUUUUGUCAAUCAUAAUAAAAAGCAUUUGUCGAGAAUUUACCCAAAGAGUCUUCGUACAGAUUCUAGUAACUUUGAUCCGGUACAGUUUUGGAAUGUUGGAUGUCAACUUGUGGCUCUAAACUACCAGACAUAUGAUAAGGCUUUCUUUCUGAAUGAAGCAAAGUUUACAUCCAAUGGAAAAUGUGGAUACAUACUUAAACCAGAAUUUCUUAGGAGUGAUAAGAGUUUUGAUCCCAAUGAACCUCCCAACAGAAAAUACAUGAAAAAGGUAACAUUGAAGAUAAUCAGUGGACAGCACAUUCCUAAACCUGGCCAGGCCACUGAAGGGGAAGUUGUUGACCCUUAUGUUAUCAUCAAGGUCUAUGGGCACCCAGUUGACAAGCUGAAAGUCAAGACAUCGUUUGUCAAGAAUAAUGGGUUCAAUCCAUGGUGGAAUGAAACAUUUACUCUUCAUAUUGCUGUACCAGACCUAGCAAUAAUUGUCUUCAUCGUGAAGGAUGAAAGUAGCAGUGGGAAGAAUUACAAAUUGGGAAAAUACGCUUUACCCUUCUCUGCAUUAAUGGAAGGUUAUAGACACGUAUAUCUUAUGGAUAAGAGCUUUCAGCCCAUUAUCCCAGCCUCUCUGUUUGUUCAUGUGGCGAUAGAGGACGAAUCCGAGUAGUUAGGUGCUUUUCUCCCCUUCCGAACCAUUAGCUAUCAAAUGAUCUAGAGAAAUAUGUCUCCCACGUGAAAAAUCUCUGAUCUGAUUAUUGUGAUAUUUUUUCUUUCCUCGCAGAAAAUAAAUAUAUUUUUAAUAAAAAACAAUUUAUAUUUUAAACUUUAUGCUUUUAAUCUUCACUGUGAUACUUGAAACUGAAAAUACAGUUUUAAUUUAAAAGGUGCAUGCUUUUUCUGAAUAGACCAAAUUAAUACAACAGCUGAUGUAUUUGGCUUUCAUUUGUCUACUUCUUCUUGUAAUACAAGAGCACAACACAGCCAUACUGAUUUAGUGACUUGUUACUUGCUCUCAAUAUUUUUAUUGCAGAAAUAUCUACUUAAAUCAUGAGUCUUUAUUUGAUGUUACUGCUGAAUGUACAUAUAACCUUUAAUAUGUUGUAAUCAUAUCUGUAUGAUUGGAAAACUUAAUUAAUUAAUUAAUUAAUCUCAAGUUGAGUUAUACAUUCAAUAAUCAUAACUUUACUUAGUUAAGUUCAACAUAAUGAGGCCUAAGUUUGAGAAGCACAACAGGGCAUAAUUUUUAAAUAAUCUAAAUUGCUUUGUUUUUAAAAUAAAUUUUACAUAAUUAAAAAAAUUCUAAUAAACCUGUCAUACUCUUUCAAGUGAAAAUCAAAGCCAAAAUUACUUCCAAGGCUAUCAUUAGGCAAUUUUUGUUAAUAAAACAAGCAAGACAAUAUGAAAUUGAUAUCCAUAUGUUAGAGAUAUAAGAUUCCAACUUUUAAAGCAGCAUGAUGUUUAAGGAUAGUAUUAGGAUCAUAUAUGUUAGAACAAUCCUUAAGUUCUUGUGAUUUAACAUGGCAGUUGUGCUAUGAAAUCUACAGCUACAAGACCAAUGUGAAAGGUAGCUAAACCUAGAUUUAUUAAACUUUUGAAAAUGGAUUACUGGACUGCAGGUGACUCUGACAGCAUUCUUAUUGUAGGGAAACCUUUAGUCUGUUAUUAUUAUUAUUACUAUUUUAUUUUUUAGCUUUUAUUAGCAUUAUUUUUUAUUGAAAUUAACAAAUCAUUAGUGUAUUUUAGUGUGCAUAUAUGAAUUAAAUAUUAUAUGAUGUAUGUAAUCAAUUCACAUCACUGAUCUAUAAUUAGUCUGGGUAACACCGCAAGAAAUUGAUCUGUGAAAAAAUUUCAGUUUUAAUACUUUAAUUUCUACUAGAAAUAUUUGCAAGAUUCUGCCUGAAAUUACUGGAUUUAUUCUGUUUGUUGGAAAUAAAAUUUAGUCUUGUAUGAG